This is a messenger RNA of Punctularia strigosozonata HHB-11173 SS5, 1020 nucleotides long. RefSeq names its product kinase-like protein. Gene Ontology annotation, biological process: protein phosphorylation; signal transduction. Bases 1 to 1020 code for a protein of 339 amino acids. The transcript is spliced from 5 exons. The record is from RefSeq and is a predicted model, not a curated record. Lineage: Eukaryota; Fungi; Basidiomycota; Agaricomycetes; Corticiales; Punctulariaceae. Gene Ontology annotation, cellular component: cytoplasm. Gene Ontology annotation, molecular function: protein serine/threonine kinase activity; ATP binding.
AUGACGGAAAGCAGUUCCCUCACUGUAUCGGCAUCCUUGCCUGCGAGGAGUGCAGAGGACGUUCCGAAGCCUGUGGCGAUUACCUACGAGCCGGUAGCCUACAUCGCGGACGGCGGCUUCAGCACCGUUCACUCCGUCAGAAUCCUUGGCUGGGGCGAUGCCGCGUCCAAUGCAGGACAAAAUAUUCCCGGUAAAAUCAUGGCUCUGAAGCGAUCGAGACAGGAAGUCAGAUACAAGCACCGCGAGCACGAAGUCCACUCGCUGCUUCUUCACCCCCACAUCCUCCGCCUAGACGCCUUCUGGUUCACCGACGACCCGGACGAUCCGAGCAUCGCCCGCUAUCUCCACAUGCUCCUAACGCCCGUUAUUCCCGCCACGCUCGAGUCGCUCGCGCUGCCGAUCCCGCUCCCGCACGUCCUGUCCUACGCGCGCCAGAUCCUCUCCGCGCUCGCGUACAUGCACGACCCCGCGCGGCUCAUUGCGCACCGCGACCUCAAGCUCCCGAACGUCCUCGUGGACGUCGAUCACGGCGCGUUCCCCGAGGGCGGGAGGGUGGUGCUGUGCGACUUUGGGUGCGCGAAGCGCCUCGACCCUGGCGUGGAGAAUACCCAUAUCUACGGGCACCGGAACGCGAGGGCACCGGAAGCCCUGUUCGGAUCCACCCUGUAUACGUGCAAAGUUGACGUCUUCGCGCUGGCGCUGCUGAUGGUCAACAUGUUCAUCGGCGAGCCGUUGAUGGAGUACGCCGAAACCGAAGAAGCCCAGGGUGAGCUUUGCCGACAAACAUUAGGCGAACCGACCAGCGAAGAACGGCAAGACAUGGGGCUUGCGCCAACGACUGAGGUGGAGACGACGAUAACAGGUCCAACUGUAGAGAGCGUGGUCGGCAUGUUCGAUGUUCGAAACGAAGUCAAGGAUUUGCUGGAGGAGAUGAUGGCCUACUCCCCGUCGCGGCGUCUUAGCGCAAAGGAUGCGAUGUCGCAUCCCGUUUUGAUACCAUAUCCUAUUGCAGCCGAGUAG